Molecule: messenger RNA, 8242 nt
Organism: Sebastes umbrosus (honeycomb rockfish)
Lineage: Eukaryota; Metazoa; Chordata; Actinopteri; Perciformes; Sebastidae
Product: kelch-like protein 34
Exons: 1
Coding region: 2111-3910 (599 amino acids)
Molecular function (GO): protein binding
Source: RefSeq, a predicted model, not a curated record
UCAAAAAAUGACUCAAACCGAUUUUCAAAAUAGUUGGCAACUAAUCGAUUAAUCGCUGCAGCUCUAUUGCUAAACAGUGGCAUGUUAGCAUGCAGACUUUAGCAUUUAGUUAAGUAGGCCUACAGCCUCACAGAGCCGUUAUUGUGGCUGUAGACUUGUUGUUUCCUUGACAUUUUAAAAGAACAUCUUGCCGGUGAAGCUGACAGCUGUAUCAGCUAACAAAGACGCCCCAAAUAAGGCGACAGGACGUGACAGUAACGUUUUUAAGGUGACAUGUUUAGGGGGGAUUAUUUCCCGGCGGAGACUUCCUUUUCUCCCGGGGGUGUCAGGAGAUUGACAGUAAACAGACCGUGACAUAAUGUAUGCACUGAUUAAAAAAAAAUCCAUCCAGGCAAAACUAAAUACCCUGAAAACUCUGACAAAAGCAAAUUAAAACUUCAUGUUUACCGUGAUGGAAGAUGUGGCCCGGAGAGUCAUUCAGAGCCCUGAACUGUAAUAUUCUUAUAUUAUGUGCAUAUGUAAUGGGUAUUACUGGGUGGGAGUCAGGGGCGCCUUUGUGCACGGAGUCACUUUGAUCCUCCAAAUCCACACUGUUUCAAUAAGGAAUGCCACAUUAACCGAGCACACACACACACACAUGCCAUCAAACUGACCACCAGCCCCCCCAUUACAGCACAUAUCCAUCAUCACAUCACAUGUCCACGCAGACGAACACACACAGAGCAGCUGUGGCUAAGUUUAGCCUCCAUCAGGUCACGGUAAGUAGAGAGGAACACUGCUGGCGUUCUAACAGCCGUACCGAGAGGAUCUGACAUUGUGUGGGAAAGAUUAAAAAAACACUCUCAAAAGUCUGUUUUUCCUCUUUCUGAGUAGCCUGUGUGCUGAAUUUUGAACUAGCGUAACCUUUCCACAAAAACACACUCAUCUGUGAGUGCGAGCAAGCAACCACUCAGAGAUCACAACUCACAAAAUGUACAAUGCGGAGAGCGCCGCGAGAACUUGUAAGUGUGCAAUAAAGCGAUGUUGUUUGCAUAUUGAUGUGCAUCCGAGAGACAGUAGCGAAAUCAAUCAGACGACCGUAAAAAACUGGACAACUAGUAGCCUGAUAUUGAAAACAAAUCUUAAUUAUAACCCCUUCUAUCUCUGCAUAAAAAUAAUAGUAUGACAUCAAUCUGCAUGAUUUCAUAGCCGCACAUGUCACAAUAAGGUUAAAUGCCUCCCAGAAGGGCACGGCUUACUCUUGACACCUAAUGCUAUGCGCUCUUGCUUUUGACGCUUGUAAAAUCUUUUGACAGCUUGGCAAAACUACCCGUGGUUUUUGAUAUGCACCUCCGCCGAGCUGUGUCUGUGUGUGUGUUUCUAUUCCUGUCGCCAUGGCGAUGAGGGCACAGAUAGGUGCCGUGGCAACCGUGCCCAGGAAUCUUGGGCCUGCAGACUGUUGUAGCAGCUGUAUGUACCGAUGAGUUCAUCCUCCGGGUUAGAGACACUAAAACCCCGCCAGGCUCCCUCUCUGUGUGUGUGUACGGUUGUGUUUAUCCAUGCAUCUGCUCGCUUGGUGGGAUGUUGGAUGCAUGCAUUCGGGUGAUACUCCCUCCCGGACGCAGAAAGGAAAGGGCAGCGGACAAACACAAAGCCAACAGAGCCGGGACAUCACGGAAAGAGACAGGAGGGCUUUGGGACGGACCAAGUUUGAGGGCCAAAAGAGGGGGGGAGGUGUAAUGGGAUGUUGGUAACCUUCCUAUCAUGGUGUCACAUGCUCGCCGCUGCAGACAGAGCAGCACAAAAGCACAGAUGGAGAGACGUCGACUAAGGACGCGCACUUCACUCUCUUUUCCUCUCGACUCUCCUGUCUUUUCACAUCAUUUCCUGCUCUUUGCUUUCAACAACCUAUUAUCCUGUUCUCCUACUCACGUCUGAUUCUCUUUCUGUCAAACGCUUGUCGGCUACAUCUCUUUUGACAACGCUCGUUGCUGCUUUGCCUGAGCUUUUAAAGUUUCUUCCUCUCACUGCUGCUUCCUCCUACCAUCCUGACUAAGCUUUUUCUUAGCAAUUAAUCCUCUUUUUUCACUUGUUUCUUCAGAAGCUUUCUCUCCAACCGCUUAUCUUUUGGAUGGAUAGCUACUCCCUCCUCUACAGUACCUCCCACAGAACCGGACUUCUCUCCGGUUUCCAGCGCCUGCGCUCCCAGGGAACCAUGUGUGAUGUCGUCCUCGAGGCCGGCGGUGUGUCUUUCCCUUGUCAUCGCGCCCUUUUGGCCAGCUCCAGCGAGUAUUUUUGGGCUCUGUUUGGAGAGACUACCGCGGAGAGAUUAGCGCGCUCCAUUAGCCUCCCGGCGCUAACGCCUGAAGGUUUAGACGCCAUUCUGGACUUCCUGUAUUCCGGCUGGCUCAGCAUAUCAACGCCUACGCUUCCUGUCGUCUUAGAGGCGGCGAGGUACUUGCAGGUGGAGACGGCCGUGUCAAUAUGUGAGCGCUUUAUGACUGAUGGUUUAAACGCUGAGAAUUGCUGUUGCUACGCUAACUUGGCCGAGUAUCACGCCCUCUCAGAUGCACUUGAAGCCGCCAAUCAAACCAUCGCUAUUGAGAUGGGGACAUUGCUGCAGGACGGCAGGGAUGACCUUCUAAGGCUGAAUAUCCAAUCGCUGAUGGCGGUGCUCGAUGCUGAUGAAAUCCCUGGUGUCAAGGAGGCGGAGCUCAUAAAGCUGGCUCUGGAUUGGCUGGAUGAGAACGGGCCCCUCCCUCUGCUGAAAUCAAAUCUCCUGCUGAGUCGUCUCCGCUUCGGAUUGGUCGCCCCCUCUGACCUCACCGAUCUUAGCCACGCCCACAGAGCCAUGGCCACACCUCUCAUCAGAAGUCAGCUGACUCGGGCGAUGGAGUACCACAUGCUGGGUUCAGCUCAACCAAGCAGACAGAGCAAACAGUCGACGCUCAGAGCGUCGCCCAAUGGCGUGCUGCUUGUGGGUGGAGGAUCCAGCCCUGAUUGGCCGGAGCAGCAGAUGCUGGCGUUUGAUCGUAGAAGCAGGAAGUUUUCAUCUCUGAGCUCCAGCAUCCCGUUGCGGCUGAGAAACCACUGUGCGUGCUCAGUAGGAGGUUUCCUCUUCGUGAUCGGAGGAGAGGAAGUGAAAGAGGGAUACGAGGAUGGGAAAAAGUCUGUUACCGUGGCGACAUCCAAGCAGGUGUGGCGCUACGAUCCUCGCUUCGACCGCUGGGAGCCGGUGGAGUCCAUGCUGGAGAGGCGGGAGCAGUUCACCUGCUGUGUGGUGGAGGACGCCAUCUAUGCCAUCGGAGGACGACACACGCGACCAGACGGCAACACACACGCCUCUGUAGCUUCGGUUGAGUUCUACGACAUGGCCACAGGAGCGUGGAGGAGAGGAGCAACCAUGCCCCGCCCCCUUUAUGGCCACGCUUCGGCUGUGCUUGACAACAACAUCUACGUGUCAGGUGGUCUCCCGGGCAACCACGGCGGCAGUAACCAUGGUGAUAACCAGGAGGACCACAGAGAGAGCAGCAGAGAAGUCCUGUGCUGGGACCUCAAAGGAAAAGUCUGGGAGAAGCGAGCGUCCAUGUCCAUCGCCAGGUUCAGCCACCGCCUGGCGACCGCCAACGGGCACAUCUACGCCCUGUUGGGAAUGUACGAGCCUUUCUGUGAUAUCGAAAAAUACGAUUCGCAGUCGGACCACUGGACCCGCCUCCGACCGCUUCUCAUCGGCUCCUUCAACUACGGCAUGGCGUCAACGCCGUCUGGGAAUCUGCUGGUGUUCGGAGGGAGGAGAUGGAGCGACGGACAGGAAGUGAUAGUGAAGAGUGUGCUGGAGUACGAUACGAAGACAGAUCGCUGGAGAGAGAUCUGUCAGCUCCCCAGACCUCUCACUGGGACUGAGUGCACCCUGCUGCCUCUACCAGACUAAAGUCCACAUCGUGUAAGAAAACUUAAAGAUGAAGGUGAAACUAUUUCACUUGUUGGUGCAAAAUAAUCUCAAAAUAAUGAGAGCCGAGCACACAUGAAAACAUUUUAAGGAACUAAAAUGAUUUGGUUUCAGCGAUGAGACCGCUGUUUCUAGUCCCAUCCCAUUAGAAGAGAACAGAUGUGUAUUAUUCCAGGAUAUUUAGGGAAAACAUUCAAACAAGUAACAUUUUCUUAAACUACUUAAAGAAACAGUUUGACAUUUUAGAAAACACACAAUCGUUCUUCCAGAGAAUCAGCUGAGGAGAUUGAUACCACUCACUAGUUAGGCUGUUUUCCCAAUUCUUUCCCGUCUUUAUGCUCAGCUCUUUUACUUCUUAUAGGAGUAGUUAUAGGCUACAUUUUGGGAAGUGAAUUUUGCAUUUUUAUUUUAUUUAUGAGUGUUAGAUGAGAAUAUUGAUAUGGCUCUCAUAUCUGUCCGUUAAAUAUGAAGCUAGAACUGGGACGGUAAGCUUAGUUUUACAUAAAGCACAUAACCUUUUGUAAAAACUUUUGAUUAAAAAAACAAAGAUUGUGUAAAUCAGUGAGCUUUAACCCGAACCCCAAAGCUAGACUAGCUGUUUCCCCCUGCUUCAAGUCUUUCUGCUAAGCUAAGCUACUCUACUAUUACUUGUGGGUAGUUUGACAUUUUGGGACGUACACUUAAUUCUCUUUCUUGUCGAGAGUUAGACGAGAAGUUUGAUACCACUCUGUCCGUUAAAUAUGAAGCUAUAACCAGGAGACGGCUAGCACUUAGCAUAAAGCAUGUGACCUCCUGUAAAACCACAACUUGUUACUUUUACAGUUCAGUUUUUGUACGGAUUAAACAAACAAGACAUUAUGUGUUAAUUAAGCUCUUUCCCCUGUUCCCAGCCUUUAUGCUAAGUGAAGCCAGUCGUCGUCUGGUUUUAGCUAACGGAGAGGGCGGUAGAGAUCUACUCAUCGAACUCGCAAGCUAAAAAGGCGCAUUUUAUUGUCUUUAUUUGUUUUAGUUUUUGGAGUGCACGUCCACGUCUGAUCACUCACUGAUCUGACAGAUUUUUGAAAAGGACUGAAGGUGUAAUUAAACCCUUUAGCUUGUCUUUUUUAUCAUCUGUACUUUUAAGUUUUUAGCAGAUACAGUUAUUGAGAGCUCAUUACAAGCAACCGCCAGCGAGAAGUGAUGGUGUUUUGUCAAUAUUCCUGUGACCGAAUGUGCCGAUGUUCAAAGAGCAGGAAUAAAACAAGAGCUAAGGUGGGAGAUAAAGGGGAUUUUGAGAACCAGUAGAGGAGAGGUGAGGGGAUUUAGUGGGACGAAGGUAAUUCCUUAACAAAUGGAGGAGGUUGAGCCAGGCUGCGUAGGAGGAGGAUAUCACCACAGAAGAGGGAAUAGAGAAGAAGUCAGAACAGGAGAUAAGGUGAAGGUGGAGGAGGACAUAUUUGUAAUAAAAACAGCAAAGCUAAGCUGAAUAUUUUAUGGAAGAUAAAAGUUCGAUGCAUGUGACAUUCCCGUUUAUUUACUAGCGAUGAAUAAUUUAAGUUUUCUAUAAGAUAGAUAUAGAAAUAGAGGAUAUCGAGUGACCUUUUGUCUUGGUUCACAUCUGCACUGACAACCAAAAUGGACAAAGUCGGUUAAAGCUGCAGAGUAGCAAAAGCAUUAGCGGGAAAUCAUAUGCAUGAUUUGUGGGUAACCUGCUGGAGUUCAUUAUUUAUGGAUUUCUUUGUGCGUACUUCCAUUUAAUCCUGAAUACAUACUGUGUGCAUAACCAUUAUUUAUUUAACAUGUUUUAAAGGUAAUACUUGGAUUCAAAAUUAAUUUGGGUGUCUCAUCAUAUCCUGCAGUGCAUAUUGUCAAUAAAAAAUCACAACUUCAAAGCUUAUACAAGCAAUUUAAAAUAUUGUAUGUACAAAUCAUGGAGUGUAUACUUUUAUGUUGCCUAUUAUUGUGAAAACAUUGUUGGAUUUAAUGUAGUUUUUUGUACAAUUAAACAUUCCAAUUGGUAAUUAUCAUGAAAUAAUGAUAGAUCAAAUCAACUCAGAUCAUAACCUGCUGAACAAAUCAGAAAACAAUCAUACCUUUAGUCAAUUACCAUUAAAAAAGACAAUAAAACUGAAUUAUAAAAGUGAAUAGCUCUUGUGUGUUUAUCUCCAACAUGUGUUAAAGUCUAGCUAUCCUCCUCUCCUCCUCACCGUCCACCGAAGCGAAAACAAACCACAAAUACACCUUCAUCCAAAUGACCACACUUUAUUGAUCCACUCCUCUUCUUCUUCCGACAGAACACGUAGAAUGAUAAAUAAAUACUGUUUAUUUUUACCAUAAUUUAUAGAUUGAACAUUUAACAAUCUUUACUCAACUGUCCAUAAAAACCCUGAUAGCAUUAGAGAACAUUAUCCAAGACACUUAGUUUGCACUCUAUAAAGAGAGAUCUACUGUAUCUAGAGAUUUCAAACACAAAAACAGAAAAAGGAAUAUUGUGUUUAUCUACAACAAAGACAUGCUACUACAACCAACCACGGGCAGCAGCAUAGAAAGAGCAUUCAAACUGUGUGUUGUGUAAGGUGUGUGUGUUUGUUGGUGUGUGUGCAUGUCUUUGUGCGUACGAUUGCUUUCAUAGUUUUGUGCAGUGUCUCUGAGUAUUAAGUCAUUUUGGCAGCAGCGUACAAAUAACAAACUAAUAUAUUUUUUAUUAGAUCCAUAUUUCAAAUCCUAUGCAGAUGUCACCUCAUGGUCUCUAUGUGGCAUGCAGGACACAGAGAGCCAAAUGGUCUCUGAGGAAAAAUCCACCCAUAGAAACUUUUACACCGUUAUAUAAAAUAUAAUCAAUCUGGGAUGUUCGGAAAGUUUCAGGAGUUAUUUUGUGCCUGUUUAUUACUUCAGUUAGAGGCUUUUUUUGUGCUUCUUAGGACGCUUUUUUAUGGCGACCAGAACAAACCUUCCAUUUGUUCUUGACUAAUAUACUUUUAGUUUUCAUUUAUCAAGUGUUAAAGCCUGUGAACACCCACACAGGUGUUUGAUGGGAACGUAUUAGGUCACAAAUCUCCAUCUACCAAUAAGAAUGAUAAAGGUGUAGUUUGUCCCGCCCUAAUAGGAGACUCAGGAAGAUGUCAAUCAUUUACAGUCACGCCCACACAGUCCCAAGAAGAGGUUGAAUCAGCCAGAUUAACUGAAAUCACCUGUGUGGGUGUUCAGAAGAGAGACUAAAGCCACAGAAAAUCAAAGAAAAAAUUUAAACAUGCCCAGAAGCAAGAAUGCCUGUGUCUUUUUUUCCCUGUGAAGGUAUUUCUUGUUUGUACAAUAACAUGUUGUCUUCACUCUAGAAGUGGCAAUAAACUGUCUUUUAAAAGGUACUAUAUGUAACAAUGUACGUGUUUUAAUCGCUUUAUAUGGCCAAUGUGUGUACGGAUUGUAAUGUAACUUAAAAACGGAGACCUUCCCCGACUUUCUCGGUUGCCUAUAACAGCCUGUGGACUGAUUUCUAUGUAUAGGACUCGGGACUGUUUUGCCAGGAAAAUCCAAAGAAUCUGAUGUUUAUGCGCGCUCCCGAGUGCCUCGCCUCUCUUCAGGUCCCCUAAAGCGCCAACAGUGUGCAGCUAAAAUACUGUCUUGAGUGCUUAAGCUAUGGUUGGCCAGCUUGUUAAAACGUACUGGCCCAAUUUUCAUGAAACUUGGUGGAAGGUUGUAGCACGAGCCAAGAAAGAAACCAAUGCAUUUUGGAGUGGAUCUGAGUCAAAGGGUGGAUACACGCAUUAUAUUUCACUUAUAGAAACGGCCUUGAGUGCCCUUCUAGCUUUUAAAACCGAUCUCUUUGCGGUCAUUAUGGACAAGAGGAACUCUUUCAAUGUACAUAUGGGCACAUACUGUAUAGCCUUUAAGCAUUGUUAUCAGACUUGAAAAUAAAAUGUGACCCUCUCCUUUAUGUGAUGUCAUGUGACUGGGGAAUGUGAUCAAAGACAUCACAGUAUCUUUAUGCAGAUAUAAGAGGCCUUGUUUGAGUCGGUUUUUAUGGAGAUGUAAACUGCAUAAAACAACAUUGAAGUGUCAUGCUUUAUAAUGUUUAACUGAAGAUGUUUUGUGUUCAAAGGGAUGUGAUUUAAAGGAAAUAAUUAGGCCCAAAAAUGAAUUAAUGAGCUCUAAUAGAGGCAGCUGAUGUCGAAUGUCAAAUUAAAUGGUAUCAACGACUAUAUUCUAGGACAAGUCUCCCUGGAGGUAAAAUGAUUCUGAGAGUGGAAAUGAAGUGACAGCAUGACGAAGAAUCUGGCAUCAUAUCAGUGUUGUGCAAAAAAAACGAAAAACACCACAACAUGGGCUUCUAAAAUG